GCGCGUGCGAGGCGGAGAAGGGCGGCCGGGCCCCGAGUGCCCAGCGGGCCUCAGUUCCCCAACCCGGGACGGGGCGCCCCAGCUCUGCCCAGCCGGGACGCCCUUCAGGGCGCUCCGGAGGAAGGGGGAGGCCAGGCCCUGCUCCUUCGGGACGCCCCGGGCCGGCCCACGGCUCCCACGCCCGCCCGGCGUCUCGGCGUCCCCGCGUCCCCGGCGCCGGGGCGGACAGCGCGGCUCCGGCUGGGCCCGGGUGGUCGGUCGGUCGCACAGACGACCCGCGAGCCGCGUGUAGCGGUGGGGACGCCGGCGGCGUGAUCCCGGACCCGGACCCCAAGGCGGGAGUCCGCACGGCGUGGCCCGGGGCAUGGCAGGAUUUCCAUAAUAUAUAUAGUAUGAGUUCCACAUCUCAACCUCUUACCCAGCUUCAACAGUCUCAGAUCUACCAGCUGGAAAGUAAAUGGGAUUUGCGGGAAUUCCACGCUGAACUGAAAUACAGACUGCAGUGUUAAUAUCCUUUUCUUCUGAUUGUUAACAGUUCCUCAGAAAAUUAAAUGUCGUCAGAAGAUCGAGAAGCUCAGGACGAUGAAUUGCUGGCCCUGGCGAGUAUUUAUGAUGGAGAUGAAUUUAGAAAAGCAGAAUCUGUCCAAGGUGGAGAAACCAGGAUCUAUUUGGAUUUGCCACAAAAUUUCAAGAUAUUUGUGAGCGGCAAUUCAAAUGAGUGUCUCCAGAAUAGUGGCUUUGAAUACACCAUUUGCUUUCUGCCUCCUCUUGUGCUGAACUUUGAACUGCCACCAGAUUAUCCAUCCUCCUCCCCACCUUCAUUCACACUUAGUGGCAAAUGGCUGUCACCAACUCAGCUAUCUGCCCUAUGCAAGCACUUAGACAACCUAUGGGAAGAACACCGUGGCAGCGUGGUCCUGUUUGCCUGGAUGCAGUUUCUUAAGGAAGAGACCCUAGCGUACCUGAAUAUUGUCUCUCCUUUUGAGCUUAAGAUGAGUUCUCAGAAAAAAGUGCAGAGAAGGAUGGCUCAAGCCUCUCCCAACACAGAGCUAGAUUUUGGAGGAGCUGCUGGAUCUGAUGUAGACCAAGAGGAAGUUGUGGACGAGAGAGCUGUGCAGGAUGUGGAAUCAUUGUCAAGUCUGAUCCAGGAAAUCUUGGACUUUGAUCAAGCUCAGCAGAUAAAAUGCUUUAAUAGUAAAUUGUUCCUGUGCAAUAUCUGUUUCUGUGAGAAGCUGGGUAGUGAAUGCAUGUACUUCUUGGAGUGCAGGCAUGUGUACUGCAAAGCCUGUCUGAAGGACUACUUUGAAAUCCAGAUCAGAGAUGGCCAGGUUCAGUGCCUCAACUGCCCAGAACCAAAGUGCCCUUCGGUGGCCACUCCUGGUCAGGUCAAAGAGCUAGUAGAAGCAGAGUUAUUUGCCCGUUACGACCGCCUUCUCCUCCAGUCCACCUUGGACCUGAUGGCAGAUGUGGUGUACUGCCCCCGCCCCUGCUGCCAGCUGCCCGUGAUGCAGGAGCCUGGCUGCACCAUGGGCAUCUGCUCCAGCUGCAACUUUGCCUUCUGCACCCUGUGCAGAUUGACCUACCAUGGGGUGUCUCCGUGUAAGGUGACUGCAGAGAAAUUAAUAGACUUACGAAAUGAGUACCUGCAAGCAGAUGAAGCCAAUAAAAGAUUUUUGGAGCAGAGGUAUGGUAAGAGGGUAAUUCAGAAGGCACUGGAAGAGAUGGAAAGUAAAGAGUGGCUGGAAAAGAACUCAAAGAGCUGCCCGUGUUGUGGGACCCCCAUAGAGAAAUUAGACGGAUGUAACAAGAUGACAUGUACUGGCUGUAUGCAGUAUUUCUGCUGGAUUUGCAUGGGUUCUCUCUCUAGAGCAAAUCCUUACAAACAUUUCACUGAUCCUGAUUCCCCGUGUUUUAACCGGUUGUUUCAUGCUGUGGAUGUUAAUGGAGAUAUUUGGGAAGAUGAGAUUGAAGACUAGUUAACUCCUGCUCAAGAUAUGGAAGUAGAAUGGUUUGCCCUAAUCUUUUGUCACGAACACAGAGUAACCCUGAAGAAUAUUUAGGGUACCAUUCAUGCACUCUUCCUGUGUAGACGCUAUGAAAGAACAAGGUUUAUAUUUUCAUGUGGUACUACUGAUUAAGGCACAUUCAUACAUAUUUAAGUGUAACAUAAAUUGAGAAAAAUUAUAAGCCAAAGGUUCAGAAAAUGAAAGCUACAGAAUAUUAAAUAUAAUGUGCCCAAAGCUCUGAAUAGUUAAAAAUUAAAUAUUUAUUUUCUUCCCCAGGCUUUAAGGAGAAGAAGGUCAAGAGUUAAAUUGAAAGAUCCUUUUUGUCUCUGAGAAUGAGCCCUCUGGUUUUAUCUCUGAGAAGCAUCCCUCUAAGAUACCCUGUUGGUGCCCCCUCAGUACUACUCCUUACAACUGGGGUUGGUGAGAAGCCUUAUUACUGACAGGCUGAUCUCAUUUACUCCAUGUUACUCACGUUCCUUCCAACCUAAACUUCUAAGUUAGUUCUCUUUGGAGGGAGCCCUUUAUUCUAUAACUGACCGGAUGGUGCAGUGUCAUUUUAGUCUGCUUUUCAGAAUAGAAAUUUAUAAUAAUUUAAAAAGUAUUUUUUAAAACCACAAACACUAUUGGUCACUUGAUAUUUAUUAGUGGUGUAUAUAGUCCACUUGUUUUAGGCCAAACAUAGAAUUAGUCAUACUGGCUCAGAACAGUUUCAGCUCUAUUCGCCUCUCGUGGGCAGUAGAGCCUAGAUUCAAAACGACUUUUCUUUGCUACCUUUUGUUCUACAUUCUCUCCCUUUACCUUCUGUUAGGAAGAACAAUUUUAAUAUUCCAGCAACACAUGUUUUUAUUUCACCUGUUGGAAUAGGAGAAAGCCUAAUAUAUUCUCAAGCUGAAUGUUCUUUAAUUAUCUGCAUUUUGAAUCUGUCUACACCGCUGUAGUUCAGUCCUAACUUUGUGAAUUCUUUUUAAAGGUCUUCUCUAAUGAGCUAUGGGAAUUUGGUUUCCUACCCUUUUUUGCAACAGCAGUGUUGUGAGUGAUAAUUUUGGAUUGAUAGCUACCUAGAUUCCUGUUUCUAGGUUUUGUUGGCUUUUUGAAAAAAUUGUCUUUUCCUUAAGGUUUGGUGAGCAGCUUGGUAGCAAUGUAAGAUUUUUUUGGACAAGACAGAAGAAUUGAACUGUAGCUUAUAAACAUGUUCUUUUUUUCUACUUUGUCAUUGAAAAUUGAGGAAUCACUUUUAACUUUUAGGUGUGUGUAUCCAAAGAAUCAGCAAGGACUAUGAUUCUGGAAUUUCAGUAAGGAUGUUUAAUCUUAAAAAUAAAAUUAAUUUUAAAAAUCAUCUUAUAAUUAGAACAGAGUUGCUGCUGUUUUUUCUGUUGCCAGUGCAACUGGUCACAUAUUUUUAUGUAAAAGACUUAUGUCUAGAGCCUGAUACAUGUAAACUACCAAAUAACUUUUCUUUGAAGUUGAAGUAGAAGCUCUGUGACAUUUUAAGCUUGCGAUUAAACUAACUUAUGGGCCUUC
Molecule: messenger RNA, 3527 nt
Organism: Lemur catta (Ring-tailed lemur)
Lineage: Eukaryota; Metazoa; Chordata; Mammalia; Primates; Lemuridae
Gene: RNF14
Product: ring finger protein 14
Exons: 9
Coding region: 552-1976 (474 amino acids)
Biological process (GO): positive regulation of proteasomal ubiquitin-dependent protein catabolic process; ubiquitin-dependent protein catabolic process; protein polyubiquitination
Cellular component (GO): cytoplasm; ubiquitin ligase complex
Molecular function (GO): ubiquitin protein ligase activity; zinc ion binding; ubiquitin conjugating enzyme binding
Source: RefSeq, a predicted model, not a curated record